AUGAGGGAGCACCACGGCGGCAAGGCGGCCGGCAUCCGGCGGCACUACCGCCGCUGCGCCCCGGCAGCCUCCAACAUCGCGGUCGCAUCCCUGCUCCUCGCGCUCUGCGUGCUCUACCUCGUCUUCGGCCCGGCCAACUCCGACCUCGACCUCGCCAUCCCGCGUAUCCGCGUCGUGUUCAAGGAACAACCCGUCCGCACAGCCUUCCCGGCGCCGCCUGUCGCCGCCGCGCCUGCGCCCGGCAACGCGACCGACGACGACGAGGACAGAGGCCUCCCGCCGCCCCGGCAGCUGACGGACCCGCCCUACUCGCUGGGCCGCACCAUCCUGGACUACGACGCGCGCCGGUCGGCCUGGCUCGCCGCGCACCCGGAGUUCCCCACGCGCGUGCCGCCCGCGGGCCGGCCGCGGGUGCUGGUCGUCACGGGGUCGGCUCCCGCCCGGUGCCCCGACCCGGACGGCGACCACCUGCUGCUGCGCGCGUUCAAGAACAAGGCGGACUACUGCCGCGUGCACGGCCUCGAGGUUUUCUACAACACGGCGCUCCUGGACGCCGAGAUGUCCGGCUUCUGGGCGAAGCUGCCGCUGCUGCGGACGCUGAUGCAGGCGCACCCGGAGGUGGAGCUCUUCUGGUGGGUGGACUCGGACGCCGUGUUCACGGACAUGCUCUUCGAGCUGCCGUGGGAGAGGUACGAGCCCUACAACCUCGUGCUCCACGGCUGGGUCGCCAAGGUGUUCGAGGAGAAGAGCUGGGUCGGCAUCAACACCGGCAGCUUCCUCAUCCGCAACUGCCAGUGGUCGCUUGACCUCCUCGACGCGCUGGCGCCCAUGGGGCCGCGCGGCCCCGUGCGCGACAGGUACGGCGAGCUCUUCGCGCAGGAGCUCUCGGGGCGGCCGCCGUUCGAGGCCGACGACCAAUCGGCGCUCAUCUACCUGCUCGUGACGCAGCGGAGCAGGUGGGGCGACAAGACGUUCCUGGAGAGCACCUACGAGCUCAACGGGUUCUGGGAGGGGAUCGUGGACAGGUACGAGGAGCUUCGGCGCAAGGGGCGGCCAAGCGACCUCGGCGACGGCCGGUGGCCGCUCGUGACGCACUUCGUCGGGUGCAAGCCCUGCCGGCGGUACGCGGACAGCUACCCGGCGGACCGGUGCCGGCGCGGCAUGGAGCGCGCCUUCAACUUCGCCGACGACCAGAUACUGAGGCUGUACGGGUUCGAGCACGAAUCGCUCAACACCACGGCCGUGCAGCGCGUCCGAGACGAGACCGGCGGGCCGCUGGACGCGGACGACGAGGAACUCGGCCGGCUGUUGCACCCCACGUUCCGGGCCGCCAAGCCCACGUAGGCAUCUAUUGCUAGUUUGUCAGAGGUUGUUUUCCAUGGUUGACUUGGUUUUCCUAGAGUUAUUCUAAAGUUGUUCUGAAUUCU
This is a messenger RNA of Panicum hallii, 1427 nucleotides long. RefSeq names its product probable glycosyltransferase 5. Bases 1 to 1344 code for a protein of 447 amino acids. Gene Ontology annotation, molecular function: hexosyltransferase activity; UDP-xylosyltransferase activity; xyloglucan 6-xylosyltransferase activity. The transcript has a single exon. Gene Ontology annotation, cellular component: membrane; trans-Golgi network; endosome. Gene Ontology annotation, biological process: xyloglucan biosynthetic process. Lineage: Eukaryota; Viridiplantae; Streptophyta; Magnoliopsida; Poales; Poaceae. The record is from RefSeq and is a predicted model, not a curated record.